Molecule: messenger RNA, 1221 nt
Organism: Aspergillus heteromorphus CBS 117.55
Lineage: Eukaryota; Fungi; Ascomycota; Eurotiomycetes; Eurotiales; Aspergillaceae
Product: terpene synthase family protein
Exons: 1
Coding region: 1-1221 (406 amino acids)
Source: RefSeq, a predicted model, not a curated record
AUGACUGUAGAUAAUACUGCAUCUGCACCACCAAUCGUGGGCUCCCCGCACAAGAUCGCCGAAAGACAAGCACCGACAUGGGACUUCAGAUCCCACCCGGGCAAGCCACUCCACGAGGUUGAGCGACCGUUCUACGUGGACGACGACCGAACCGCCUUCAAACACCACGAAGACGACAUGAAACUCCAAUUCUCCACGGACUGGAACAAAGUCAACCAAUCCAGUCACGAACAGUCAGACGUCUGCAUGGUUUAUUACCCACCCAGUCUCGACCUGUCCUUCGACCUUGACCUGGAGGAUCGGUUAUUCAGAGACCUCCAAGAAUGGUCCUGGUUCCAAUGCAUUCCGGAAUACGCCAUCAAACAGGGCCUCAUCACUGCUCGUUACUGCUCGCUGAAAGCAGACAUCAGGUAUGAGCAGCGAGCCAUCAUCCACCACUACUUGGUCUGGAUCUUUGUGAUGGACGCGGUCUCUGAACAGCUCCCCCUGCACGGCCUCCACUCGACCGCGGGCAAGGUGUAUCUGGAGAACCUGAAAAGCAUCAUGCGAGAUGGCCCAAUUGAGGACAUGAAGCGGCUGUUCCACGGCUCCUGUCCGGACGAGGUCCUCGACACCGCCGUCCUCGCCCAGCGCCUCCUGGCCGAGGACAUCCUGCCCCUCAUGCGAAGCAUUCUCACACCCCACCACGUUCAAAUGUGCGUAGAGACCCUCGACCUCUUCUUGGACAACCAGUACUACGAGGGCCAGCAGUACCAUUCCCAGCCCACCUCCGACGUCGUCAUGCAGACAAGAGCCUACACCAUCGGCACGAUGAUCUGCGCCCUGUUCUACUUGCCCUCAUCCGAGGCCCAGCUCUGGAACCCGAAUGAUCCGCUUGUCAUUCAUAUGGCUAUCUCGGUCGCCCAUUUCAAUGACUUCAUGGGCAUGUAUAAGGACAGAGCUAGCCUGGAAAAGGGAGGUGAUGCGUCCGCGGGCAUGAACAUGGUCCUGUUGAGCAUGAAGGAACAUCAGCUCAGUGAGCAUGAGGCUUUGAGGCACUGCGCCCAAAAGAUUAAUGUCUUUUUGAGGCAGUUUGAACAGCUCUCCACGAGCCUGAUGCCCGAUCGUCAGCGAUUCUAUCAUCACGUUCUGAGGGGACAUUUCGCCCUGUAUGACUUUCAUCUGCUGGGGCUGAAGGGGAAGUGUAAUGGGCGGUAUGGGUGGAGGGUGCAUGAGAUGUAG